AUGAAACUCUUCAAGUUUCUUGCAGUCUAUGCAACUGUCAAUGCCACCGAGGAAGUUGAAACAGAUGACGUCUUUUUGAAUCAAUGUCAAGCAGCAUACUUCGAAAGCCAAGGUAUCACCAUCGACCCGGCCAUGGUAAUCGAGGAUGAUUGCGACAAGGGCGGUGAUGAGGAUCGUGCUGCCGUUGGGAGCGUGACAAAAUGGAAUAAUUUAUGGGACCCGGCUCAAAACAAGUUCGUCGUCCCAUACUACUAUUCUGCGGGAUACGAAGACUUCGAAUUCGAGGGACACACCGGGGCAAUGUCAAUGGAUGGAAUCAACGACAACGUCGCUCAUUUCGAACGACUUACCUGCGUCAAGAUGAAACUCAUCACCGAAGCUGAAAAGGACGACUACGAUUCCGCCAUCCGAGUAACAUGGAAUAAUGAUCCGGACGAAAAGUGCUGGUCCGGCGUUGGUCGAAGCAAUGGUGAUGCUGUCAUCAACAUGCGACCUGAUUGCUACACCUGGUGGGGCGGAACUACGGUCAAUCACGAGUUCAUGCAUCGAUUGGGUUUUCUCCACGAGCAUUCGCGCCCUGAUCGCGAUGAUCACGUGGCCAUUCACGAGAAUGUGGUCGACACUUGGAACUACCGAAAGUUGACCUACGGUCCAUCCGCCAUCGGGCAGUGGGAGGAUCUUGGCAGCCCAUACGAUUUCAACUCGAUUCUUCACUACUACUCGGGGACUGAGCCAGAUGGACUUGCUACUAUCGGAGUCCCCGGAAAUCCGUCGGUCCGCGCUCCUGUCGACAGAACAUGGCCAAUGUCUGAGCAGGAUGCCUUCCAGCUCAACGCCUACCACGGCUGUGAGAUGAACAACAAGUGUGCUGACGCGGGGCCAGGCCGAUGUGGAGGACCGUUCCACGGAUGCGUCAACCGACCGAUCGGCUACGAAUGUGUCUGUGCUGACGGUUUCAACCUCGUCACCGGUGCCGAUGGUGUUCAAACUUGUGUGUUCCCAACAACAACAGAUGCACCACCAACCAAACUCAUCCAGGACAUGGUCGUGAUGAUUGACGGAAGCGGCUCAUACAGAAGCUACAGGAGUGACGCAUGCGACGGUGUUAAGACACUGAUUCGAAGGGGAAUCCAACUGGAGGAAGAAAGAGACGAGAUCUUCCGCAUCGGUAUUUCCCUCUACUCGGAUAGAACUUUUGACUCCGGCGAAUUCACAAGAACAUGGUCGAGAGUUUUCGAUAUCCCCUUGGAAUUGACUGACGUCUCCGAGUUUCUUGAUGACAGAGAUGAGGUCGAUGAAGUUAAACUUGAUGAAGUUUAUGAUAUCUGCAUGGCGCGUCUUGGGAGCAUGUACGGUGGAGGUGACUGGGAAGAAGAUACUCUCUCCGAAACCAAAUCUGGCGGCACAGUCACACCUCCAACAUCCCUGCUCCCCGGCCAAACUCUUGAUGAUCUCUACAUCUUCGGCAACGAUCCAAAUCAAGCGGGUGGUCAGUACACUUACUAUCCUCUGGAUCCUGCUGUCAAUUUCCUCCUUUGCUCAGAGUUUUCUCUCGACAAAAUCUUCAUUACUGCCAAAACAACCUCCACUGUAGUAUUCGAUGCCUACAGGGCAAUUGAAACAAGUGCUGAAAAUCAAUGCGAAGAUGGAGAGAAAUUAGAUAUCAUUCCAGUUGCAGGAAGCGUCGCAGAUCAAUUCGCAACGCUUGCUGCAAUGCUGGAGGACUUCGCAUCAGCUGCAGCUACAUCUGCGGGGUCAACUGAUCCUGAUGAAUGCGCUCUUGGAACUGACGAUUGCCAUGCCGACGCGACCUGUACUGACACUUCAUCGGGCUAUACUUGCGCCUGUGAUGAUGGCUUCCACGGCGAUGGCUUCGUCUGCACUGCUGUCGAUCCUUGCGAGACGCUCACAUGCGACGGAGCCCAGGAAUUCUGCCGAAACGGUGCCUGCACUUGCAACGACGGCUACGAGAUGGUCGAUGGAAGCUGCGCCGAUGCUGACGAGUGUGCCAUCAUCGACGCUUCGGUUACACUGACUUCUAUCGGGGACACUCUCCUGGUUCCUUGUGCGGAAGGAGCUACUUGCAAUAACACAGAAGGGUCGUACGAGUGCAUUUGCGACGGAAAAGGAUGGGAAGAGAUCGAUGGAGUCUGUGUGGACAAGAAAGCUUGGAAACAAAUCCAGACUCAGUAUACCAUCCGAAUGAAUAAAGUCAAUGGACACUUCGCCAGACUGAUUGACAACUUGGAAAAAACGCGAUUCACUCGAACUUACAUCCGAAAAAUGUUAAAGAAGAUCCAACAGCUCGACGCAUCAACAAACGAAGACAAGUACCGAUGCGACGGUUCCGACGUACCUGAGGAUGAUGAAGCCGGAGAUCUCCAAGUCUUCGAUGGAACGACCAACUGCAAACUCGCCUCUCAAAUCAACGGGGCUCUCGUCUCGGCAUCUCGAAAAUGGGCAUGCGCUCGAGGAUCUGCUGACAGACUCGUCCGACAUUUCAACAAGUUCCACGGACAAUUCAAGCGAAGAAUGUGCUCAGAGUAA
Molecule: messenger RNA, 2547 nt
Organism: Oikopleura dioica
Lineage: Eukaryota; Metazoa; Chordata; Appendicularia; Copelata; Oikopleuridae
Source: the annotation of a GenBank genome assembly